AUGUCACAACAACUUAAAUACCAAAUUAAUAAUUUUCCAAUUACCAGCUAUUCAUGGGAAUUAGUUGGUAUUUAUUUCAAAAAGAAAGCUGAGCUCGAAGAUGAGGAAGAUCGAAUGAGUUUUUUUUAUUAUUUUAUCCAUGAAUUCACAAGAGUCAUGAAGGAAUCCAAAGAUCAACAGCAGCAACAGGAACCACAACAACCACAACAAGAGAUAGUUCAUUAUAAGUCACUUGAGGAAGUCAUCAGAAGCUUUCCAAUUACCAGUUUAUCACUCGAUUUGGUAACAAUUUUCAACAAAAAGAAACUGGAGAUUAAAGAUGAGUCGGAUCGACAGCUGUUCCUUAUCUACUUUUCAAAAGAACGUUCAAGAAUUGCGAGAGAACAAAAGAAACAACAACAACAACAACAGCAACAGCAACAGCAAUUUGAAACUCAACAACAGCAACAGCAACAGCAACAGCAACAGCAACAGCAACAGCAAUUAGAACAACAAAAGACUCAGCAAGAGCAGCAAUUUGAACAAACACAAGCUCAGCAACAACAACAGCAACAGCAAUUUGAAACUCAACAACAGCAACAGCAACAGCAACAGCAGCAGCAACAGCAACAGCAACAGCAACAGCAACAGCAACAGCAACAGCAACAAGUUGAGCUUCAGCAACAACAUCAACAGCAAUUAGAACAACAACAGACUCAACAACAGCCACCACAAACAGUUGGACAAAAGCAAAUGAACAAUACAUAUCAAUUUAAAAAACCAACUAUAAAUAAUAAAAAAGAAUAUAUAAACAACAAUAACAACAAUAACUACGAUAACGAUAAUAUAAAAUAUAAUAACAACAACAACAAUAGCACUAAAUCAAUAGGAAAUCAAAAUACAUAUCAAUUUAGAAUUCCAAUAAAUCAAAAUAAAAUAGAAUACAAUAUUAAUAACAACUAUGUAAACAACAUUGAUAACAUUCAUAACAUUAAAUAUUACAUUCAAAACUAUAAAAUAAAAUUCAAUAACAGAUCAACACCAAACCAAAACACCUUCCAAUUUAGAAGACCAACUAGUUGGAAGAAGAACAACAACAACAAAAUCAUCAAAAUCAACACCAACAUUGACAACACUGCCAAUUACAUUUUAAACAUUAUUAACAAUAUCAAAAACAAACCAAUACCAAAUAAUAAUACUUAUCAAUUUAGAAUACCGAGCAAUAAAAAUAGAUCAAUGUUAGAGGAGUUUGGUUUCUUUGGUCAUGGUCUUGGCUAUAUGGUGGUGGUACUGUCUGAUUUCUUUGGUCAUGGUCUUGGCUAUAUGGUGGUGGUACUGGUCGUUGCAUGGGUGGCAGGGUGGGCACGAUCGAAGGAUCGUUGUACAGGUAAUAUUAGAUCAAUUUUAAAAGAGUCUGGUUUCUUUGGUCAUGGUCUUGGCUAUAUGGUGGUGGUACUGGUCGUUGCAUGGGCGGCAGGGUGGGCACGGCCGAAGGAUCGUUGA
Heterostelium album PN500 is the source of this 1482-nucleotide messenger RNA. Its product is annotated as glutamine-asparagine rich protein. The transcript has 4 exons. The coding region runs from base 1 to 1482 and encodes 493 amino acids. Lineage: Eukaryota; Evosea; Eumycetozoa; Acytosteliales; Acytosteliaceae. The record is from RefSeq and is a predicted model, not a curated record.